This is a messenger RNA of Neopelma chrysocephalum (saffron-crested tyrant-manakin), 927 nucleotides long. It is a transcript of the gene FAM151B, whose product is annotated as family with sequence similarity 151 member B. The transcript is spliced from 6 exons. The record is from RefSeq and is a predicted model, not a curated record. The coding region runs from base 60 to 887 and encodes 275 amino acids. Lineage: Eukaryota; Metazoa; Chordata; Aves; Passeriformes; Pipridae.
CCCUGCCCCCUGUGGCGGUGGCGGUGCCGGAACGGCCCAACCCCCGCGGGCUGGGCGGGAUGAGCCGGGCCAUGGCGAGCGCGGCCGCGGGCUCCUGGAGCGAGUGGCCCGUGGACCAUUUCCUGCGCUCCGGGCGCAUCACGGCGCGGGACGGGGCCGCCGUGCGCUGGUUCCACGCCGCCAACAGCAGGGCCCGGGCGGCCGCGGCCGCGCGAAGCAAUGUGCACAUGGUAGAAGCUGAUGUUCUCCUCCGUGGUGGGGAGGGAGGGAAGGGAGACCCGAUCCUGGCUCACCCCCCUGACACAGACAGUGACAUCACACUGCAGGAGUGGCUGACACAGAUGGUCAACACCAAUAAAGGCAUCAAGCUGGAUUUUAAGAGCCUGGACGCCGUGAGACCGUCCCUGGAGCUGCUGAGGCAGGUGGAGCAGCAGCUGAGGAGACCCGUGUGGAUCAACGGGGACAUCCUGGCAGGGCCCGGUGGGAGCCGCCCGGCACUGAACGCCCAGAGCAUCCUUGGCACCAUUACCUCGACCUUCCCUGACAUCACCCUGUCCCUGGGCUGGACCACAGGCUGGCAUGGCCACCACCACGGGCAAGGGUAUGAGUGGGGGAUGGUGGAGGAGAUGUCCCAGCUGUGCCAGGCCCUGUCCCAGCCCGUGACAUUCCCUGUCAGGGCCGUGCUAGUGCCGCGCUCCCUCCCUGCUCUCCGCUGGCUGAUCCAGCAGUCAGACAGGUACAGCCUCACUGUUUGGACAGGAAAGGACGACAUAUAUUCUGUAGAGGAUUUGCUUUCCAUCCGAGAAAACUUUGAUAAAAGUAGGGUUUAUUAUGACAUUUUCGAGCCACAAAAUUCUGAAUUCAAAAAAGCCAUUGGAAUAGAAUAGUAAAUGCAAAGCAGGCAAUGUCUGACGUUACAAUGCUCUA